Molecule: messenger RNA, 840 nt
Organism: Solanum pennellii
Lineage: Eukaryota; Viridiplantae; Streptophyta; Magnoliopsida; Solanales; Solanaceae
Exons: 3
Coding region: 1-840 (279 amino acids)
Source: RefSeq, a predicted model, not a curated record
AUGGAAUAUCAUUCGAAACAAAGCAAUGUUAGUAGCUCAAGGUUAUCCCAACAGGAAGAAAUUGACUACGAUGAAACAUUUGCUCCUGUAGUAAGCUCUGAACCUUCUCUCUAUGAGAACUUUGCAAGUCUUAUGAAAGGAGAAUUUGAAAUGAGUCUCAUGGGAGAGUUAUCGUUUUUCCUCGAUCUACAAAUUAAGCAAUCAGACAAAGGUAUUUUCAUCAAUCCAGGCAAAUAUGCAAAAGAACUUAUCAAGAAAUUUGGUCUUGAAAAGGGUAAAGCAUUUGGCGCUCCUAUGAGUCCCUCUACAUGCUUGGAUACCGACUUAGCAGGGAAAGAUGUUGAUGAAAAAAUAUAUCAAAGAAUGAUAGGUUCAUUACUCUAUCAUACUGCCAGUCGUCCAAAUAUCAUGUUCAGUGUCUGCAAGUGUGCCAGAUUUCAAUCAGCUCCGAAAGAAUCCCAUCUCACAGCUGUGAAACGUAUCAUAAGAUAUCUUAUUGGAACCUCUGAUAUGGAGUUAUGGAAGUUCCCCAUUAACUGGGCAACUUGGUUUCGUGAAUUCAUGGUUAAAAGCUCAGCGCACAACAAUCUCUCUGCAAGUUUACCAUAUGGUUCAUUUAUCUCACGCAUCAUAGUCGACUCUCCUGUGGAUCCCUCUCCGUACAUUCCGACUCUUAUCGAUGCCACAUAUGACACUCGCACAUUCUCAAGCAUGGGCUAUGUUCUGAUAAACUCAAAAUGGUAUAAAAAUGAAUCUGUGCAACAAAGAGCUGAUACUCCAAAAGCAACUCGUAUCUCUGCCGACUCUAUUGCCCUGCUUCUUCAAGAAACUGACAAAUAA